This is a messenger RNA of Aspergillus saccharolyticus JOP 1030-1, 1990 nucleotides long. It is a transcript of the gene acuM, whose product is annotated as gluconeogenesis transcription factor RDS2. Gene Ontology annotation, molecular function: DNA-binding transcription factor activity, RNA polymerase II-specific; zinc ion binding; RNA polymerase II transcription regulatory region sequence-specific DNA binding. The transcript has 7 exons. Bases 247 to 1797 code for a protein of 516 amino acids. Gene Ontology annotation, biological process: regulation of DNA-templated transcription. NCBI's taxonomy places the organism in Eukaryota, Fungi, Ascomycota, Eurotiomycetes, Eurotiales, Aspergillaceae. The record is from RefSeq and is a predicted model, not a curated record. Gene Ontology annotation, cellular component: nucleus.
CCCGCUCCAGCGGGGAACUUCACUGAGCCGAUCGCAAUCGCGCGCGCAUCCUCGCAAUUUCUAAGUAGUUACAGAUCCACGCCGCAACGAAGCACCAAAGACUCGUUCAACUGUCCAUACUCUUUCCACAGGAGCUUUUGGAUGCCUGCCACUCGCAACCCUCCUUGAAGCGCCCUAGGCCAGUCGAUAUACCUAAACAUCAGCAACGAUUCGGAUUUUGCGCCACGGUUCUGCGCUCAGCGAUCAAUGACGGAGAAAACCGCAGCGCAAACUGGGAUAGGCCCCGAACACCAGCAUCAACCCAACAAUGGGACAGCCGACAAACUGAGAAUCAGUAUAGCAACUAAAGAACACACUCGAGAGGAAGCCAACGUGAAGGAGGAAUCGCAGAAUGCACAAGGCUCCAAAUCUGAAAUAGCUGCGGUGGGGACUCACUCGAGCCCGAAGAAGCGCCGCAAGGUCAAUCACGCUUGUGUAUACUGUCGGCGAUCGCAUAUGACUUGCGACUCGGAACGACCUUGCACACGAUGUAUAAAGCGGAACAUCGGCCACUUGUGCCAUGAUGAACCUCGAGAGUCUUCCAAGCGGUCUCGGAGCGAGAAUGAACAUUCGGCGGCCGAUGACGAAGCCUCUUCGAAUAACGAGUACCCGAAUAUCCAAGGAAUGCCCAGAUCGGUCGAUGUCCAGGAUGCUGCCGGUCAGCAAAUCCUUCCAGAUGCGACAAUUGGUCUAUCGGCUGCCCCCGCGCCUUCCGUGCAGCAGCCAGGUAAUAUGUCUUCGUCCGUACUUCCCUUCAAUGAAUGGAUUGGCGGACAAAGCCAGUUCCAAGACAUGCACUCAUUCCAUCCUUCCUACAUGUUUAAUGCGCCCGAGGUCACCAACGAGUACAACCUUCUUGGGGACUUCCUCAGUAACAGUCUCCUUGACGAUGGAUCCGUCUUCAAGAAUGAUGAUCUGCAUGGGAUUUACUCGGACCCGACCUUGAUCAACUCCAUGGCUACAUUAGGCGGACCAAAUGCUUCUAUGCUUCAGCACAGCCAGCCAACCCAAUCUCAGCAAAAUCAGCAGAACCAACAACCCCAGGGUGAACCUGCUCAGGGUCCUGCUACCACAGUGGUUAAUGACAAAGCAAGAGAGACCUACUAUAUGACUGCAGCAGAUCCUUCGGGUUCAGAUCCGCCAGAGGAACGGAUGAAUAAACUCCUCAAAGCGAAGUAUGACGCAGGACUUCUCAAACCAUUCAACUACGUCAAGGGCUAUGCAAGGUUGAAUCAGUAUAUGGAACGUCACCUCCAGCAAGCAUCACGGCAGAAGAUUCUUCGGCAGCUGGACAAGUUUCGCCCCAAAUUCCGGGAGAGAAUGCAAAGUUUGACCGAUAUCGAGUUGAUCCUAGUGGAGAUGUGGUUUGAACGAAGUCUAAUGGAGUAUGAUCGUGUCUUCGCUAGCAUGGCUAUUCCUGCUUGCUGUUGGAGACGAACGGGGGAGAUCUUCCGAGGAAACAAAGAAAUGGCAGAACUGAUUGGUGUUCCGAUCGAGUCCCUGCGCGAUGGCAAGCUAGCUAUCCAUGAAAUCAUUGUAGAGGACCAGCUUGUGAGCUAUUGGGAGAAAUUCGGAGCGAUCGCCUUCGAUAAUUCCCAGAAGGCAAUGCUCACAAGCUGUACAUUGAAGAACCCCAACUCAAAUUCUCCUGGCGAAGGUAUACCCUGCUGUUUCUCUUUUACCAUACGGAGAGAUAACCAUAAUAUACCGUCUCUUAUCAUUGGAAACUUCCUACCUUCGCAGCGGAAAUCAAAUUAAAUGUUAUGGCAUUCAUAUCCCCUGCCAGUCCUUGCUUUAGUACGAAGUCACUUGCAUUGAUUGAUUCUUUUGGUACAUAGAUAUCCAUUUCUUUGUCAAUCUAUUUUUGCAGGAGUCAGGUUUAUAGCCUCCUGAAUUUAAUAGCGGCCCAGUACCACAUAAUAUACCAUAGUUUGGAAUCAGAAUGCGGGAC